This is a messenger RNA of Nezara viridula (southern green stink bug), 369 nucleotides long. Lineage: Eukaryota; Metazoa; Arthropoda; Insecta; Hemiptera; Pentatomidae. The record is from the annotation of a GenBank genome assembly.
AUGAAAGAAGCCCACAGGCCGCCAUCCGCUCAUCCACUCCCAUUGGGCACAAGAACCAAACUAAACCACCUGGAGCUCGGAGCCGUGGAGGGGAGGGGUGACGUGACGUCACGGCUGUCUAGCGGGUUGUCAGCUGCCUCUCCCCACCACCGUCCUCACCAAACUCUUGACAUUAAAAUGUCCCGAGAAACAGGUCAAUCCUCGGCAGUCUUCCUCUUCGCUGCUGCUGCCUCAGGUGUACCUCCCAUCUAUCAUUUUCCGGUCGACCUCUCAUCUUCCUUUCUGGUACAUGUUAUCGAUCGUCUAUCAUUCCCAUCAUAUACCCAAAACAUUUCAGCUUUUUUGUCACAAUGGAAUAUAGGAUGUUAU